GUGUGCGCGCUUCCAUCCAGCAGCUCUGCCUCAUUCCACUCCACUCUCAUCUGCACAGAGGAAGCUGCAGCUCCAGAAUAAAAGCCUCAAAGAUAAAAGACACUCAGAAAAGAUAGAAAGAAAGACAGAAAGAGAGAAAAAGAAGAAGAAGAAGAGAGGAAAAAUGGUUAAAUUCGUGCGCCAGCACAGCGAGCAGCAGCUGCUCAAAGCGGAGGAGCUGCUGUCCGAGUCUGACGCGUCCGUGGACCCGCAGGAUUUCACAGACUAUUCCUUUUUCUACUCCAAAUGUGCCGCAAUGGACCAGAUCGGCACUUUUAUGCAGAACGUGCAGGUGCUGCUCGAUGCGGCGGAUUAUAUAGAGAAUGUGGAGAAGAACAGCGGAAAAUGUGAACAUGGUUAUGCUUCAUUAUAUCCUGAAGCCCAGUCUGCACAUCAACAGAAACAACGGAAAUUCAAAAACAGGAAACUGGACAAUAUUCACAAUAGGUCAGCACACAAUGAACUGGAGAAGAAUAGACGAGCACACCUCCGCCUGUGUUUGGAGAGGUUGAAGUCUCUCAUCCCUCUGGGACCAGACUGCAGUCGGCACACCACGCUGGGACUCCUCAACAAGGCCAAAGCACAUAUCAAGAAACUUGAAGAGGUGGACCGCAGGAGUCUGCACCAGCUGGAGAACUUAGAGCGAGAGCAGAGGCAUCUGCAGAGGCAGCUCUCCCAGCUCCAGACUCACGGAGAGAGGGUCCGCACAGACAGCCUGGACUCACGGACGUUCUCCAACCACUCAGAGUCUGACCGAGAGGAAAUUGAAGUGGAUGUGGAAAGCACUGAGUUCUCCCAUGGAGAAAUGGACAGCGUAAGCACCAGUGGUGCAAGUGACCUGGACGACCACAGCAGCCGGCAGAGCUCGGCCAGUGACGAGGGAUACUCCACGUGCAGUCUAAAACUGGCCUUCUCUGCCUGA
Molecule: messenger RNA, 961 nt
Organism: Solea solea (common sole)
Lineage: Eukaryota; Metazoa; Chordata; Actinopteri; Pleuronectiformes; Soleidae
Product: max-interacting protein 1-like
Exons: 6
Coding region: 164-961 (265 amino acids)
Biological process (GO): regulation of transcription by RNA polymerase II
Molecular function (GO): RNA polymerase II cis-regulatory region sequence-specific DNA binding; DNA-binding transcription factor activity, RNA polymerase II-specific; protein dimerization activity
Source: RefSeq, a predicted model, not a curated record